This is a messenger RNA of Magallana angulata, 1247 nucleotides long. Its product is annotated as golgin subfamily A member 6-like protein 7. Bases 164 to 913 code for a protein of 249 amino acids. Lineage: Eukaryota; Metazoa; Mollusca; Bivalvia; Ostreida; Ostreidae. The transcript has 4 exons. The record is from RefSeq and is a predicted model, not a curated record.
GGCAAAAACAAGCGGGCAGGUAAAUAAAUCCCAUUGUGGGACUUCGAUCGUUUUUGGUUUCAUGCCGAUAAAGAACAAGGGAGCUUCUGGGGCCAUUGUUCACGGGGACCCGAAAGUAGAGCCCUAACCAAUUUACAGGCAGAAGGCAACUAGAAUGAGCUGAAUGGCGUCGUACGGGUACCAUGGUUACAAGGAUGACGAGGCCCACAGCGUCUCUAGAAACGGAACUCCUCACCGAGUUUCCCAUGCAAUCAACGAGCUAUCUCAAGAUGAGGGGAGAGAAUUCCAGGAAUUUAGGAGAAGCAUGGGUUCUGGUUUUACUGAUAGGAUUGUUGGGAGUUUCACAAAACAAAUGGUCAAACUAGCCGUGGAGCAACUGAAGCCGGAGUUUGAAAGAAUGGCGCUGGAGGCCGCGGGAAAAGCGCUGGAAAACAAGAUGGUUACCAUCAAAGAAAUGCAGAACGACCUCAACAGAAAAGAGCAAGAGUUAAAGAGAUUGCAGCUGGAGAAGAAAUUACUGCAGGCGAAAUUUGAGAAGGAGAAAAUCAAUCGCGACCUGGCGUCCAUAGUUGAUAACAAGGAAAAGGAGAUUAAAAAACUUGAGGCGGAUAUCGGAGGCCUGCGCGGGAAGCUGCGCAGAAAGGCGGAAGAAUUGAAGAAAGAAAAGGACAGGGCAACGGAAGAGGAACAAAGACGUGUAGAGAUAGAAACCAAAUUCCAGACGGAAAUUGAGAAACUGAAAAGGGAAUUGGAUCGAGUGAAAGGUCAGCUCGGACAAAUAAGGUCCGCCAAAAAUGUCGGAGAUGAAGAAACCCGGAAGUUGCGUGAUCGUGAGCGCGAACUGUUGCAGGAACUGGAAGACAUCAAGAAACAACAGUCGCUUAGAUUCCUCAGGAAAAAGAUAGGAAACUAGUGUGAAGCCAUCUGCUGAUACAGGGCAAAACAUCCAAACACAAUCGUCUUAAUGGAUAAUUGUUAAACAUAAAAAAAUAAAUGCAUUUUUUUUUUUGCAUUUCGAUAUGUGAUUAUCAGACAUGUUUUGAUCAGGUGGGCUGCGUGUAUGUUAAGGAUAUUCUGCUAUUGUUCUGGCUGUGUGUGGCUUAGGUGGCUACUUUGUUAUGUAUUGUUUUUUUCUGUGGAUAACUUUAAAUUAUUGCUUUAACUGUUAACGUUGGUGAUUUUUUUUUUUAAAUUUUCACAGUUCAUUUAAUUGUAUGAUUAUCACAUUUACUUAAUGACAUAUUAUA